Messenger RNA from Hippocampus comes (tiger tail seahorse), 2586 nucleotides. It is a transcript of the gene fam78ba, whose product is annotated as family with sequence similarity 78 member Ba. NCBI's taxonomy places the organism in Eukaryota, Metazoa, Chordata, Actinopteri, Syngnathiformes, Syngnathidae. The transcript is spliced from 3 exons. The coding region runs from base 325 to 1221 and encodes 298 amino acids. The record is from RefSeq and is a predicted model, not a curated record.
UGUCAGUCCGGUUGACAUGACAGCAGCGCGGAGCCGGGAGCCGAGCAGCAGCAGCAGCAGCAGCAGCAGGAUCGAGGAGCCUCCGAAGAAAGGAGUCUCCGGACGCACGGCGGAGAAUCUGCAUCAGCAUCAUCAUCAACAACCUCGGGGAGGCCGGAUUGCAGUUUGUGGGGACGAGCGCCAAGGGCAGUGCGGCAGUCAGGAGGCUCACCAGGGGGAGGAGGCUGCAGAGAUCUGUGAUACUUCCUCCCCAGUCCCUACUGCACUCUCACCUCCACGUCACCCCCAGUAUUUGCCCAUGCACGCCGCUUUUACAUUUAAUGAAUGGUGACUGGUUCUACAGACAAGGGUGUAACCUGCAUGGGACUGAUGUGCAUGCUGGUCAGGUGUCAUUUGCUCCCUUGUUUAUUGCUCGCUCUGCUGGUCACCUGCACGAUGGGAUGUAUUCAAAGCAUCGCGUGCAAGCCCCGCAUCAGACGGGAGAAUAUCGUGGUGUAUGAGGUGUCAGCCUCAAUCGACCAAUGCCCCACCAUCAUCGAGGAGAAUUCGCCCAUCGUACUUCGCUACAAGACGCCGUACUUCAGGGCCUCGGCGGGAGUUGUGAUGCCACCAGUGCCCCGGAAUGAAACUUGGGUGGUGGGCUGGAUCCAAGCUUGCACCCAAAUGGAGUUCUACAACACAUAUGCUGAUAUUGGCAUGUCCAGCUGGGAACUACCGGAGCUGCGGGAGGGUAGGGUGAAGGCUAUCAGCGACUCGGAUGGAGUCAGCUACCCGUGGUACGGCAACACCACCGAGACGGUCACCCUCACCGGUCCCACCUCCAAACCGUCCCGCCUGACUGUCAGCAUGAACGACAACUUCUACCCGAGCGUGACUUGGGCCGUUCCCAUCAGCAACAGUAACACGCCCAUGCUCACCCACAUCACCAGGGAUCAGAGCUUCAUCACCUGGCUGGUGGCCAUGAACUCCAUCACCAAGGAACGGAUUGUACUGCAGACGGUCCGGUGGCGCAUGCGGGUAGACAUUGCUGUCGACCCCGACAUGCCGCUGGGCUCCCGGGCCACCCUGGUAGGUCGGCCAUAUCAGGAGCAGCCACACAUCCUCAACUAUCAGGAGCCCAUCCCUCCCAACGCCCUGGGGAGGCCGAACGCCAAUGAUGCCCAAGUGCUAAUGUGGAGACCGCGGCGAGGAACACCACUCGUCGUCAUACCGCCAAAAUGAGAGACUUCCAAAAAAAAAAGAAAAAUUAAAGUCAUUGUUACUUCAUGCCAAAACAGAAGAUGAGGGUGAUCGAGCCAACAAAGGAACUGUUGCGUGAAGCGUCAGCGUCGACGGAGAUCUGGUGUUGCGUCAAGUGUUGUUUGGCCAAGAGCUGCAAUUAGAAAUCUUUGCCAGCGUUUUUACAAGUGAACUCUUUUUAGAUGCACCGGUAGAGGAAUUUGACCCCCCCCACUGACGAGAACUGCGUCCCGCAUCCUCAUGUAGAUCUUUAUUGCAUGCGAUGAGAGUGAGCAAAACUGUCAUUGAAAAGCCGUAAGGCUCGCAAUUGUUUUGUAUUUCCGAAAGCCUUUGUGAUCGAGACGUCACAUCGGCCAAAAGCAAACCGCAGGCUGAUGAUACCUCUUUAGUGCCAUCGAAGGCCUUCAUCAGCACACUCAUCACCAGAGUUCAAGAAUGUAUUCAGAUGAUUUAGGACACCUAAGUAUUAUAUGAAUCUUUUGAGUUAAGAUCGUGACUAUUAUUGCAACAAGUCGGUGUGAAACGGACAAACAAAAAGACAUCUGCUGGAGUUUAUAGCACAAUGACUUCAUCGGGGAAACAUUUUGUGUCCAAUUGUAACCGCAUCGGCGACCCUAUUGAGGAUUUUAUUCACGAUGCUUCGAACGGGAGCGCUGGGAAUGACACGGAACGGUGUCAGAUGGCAAAUUUAAAACAAAAGUGUCAUUGCACGUCAUAUUUGUUACAUGUGAAAUGAGACUAAAUGACUGAAAUAGUCGAGGGAAUGUGGGCCUAAUCAGGCCAGCUCAUCUUGCAGCGCUACGUGCAAGGUACAUCUAAUGUAUUUCCAGACAAUCAGGGAAUCUGACUCUCCUCCUCUUAUUUCAGAGUGGAAUUCCUGAAAAAAGCAGAACAUAUUCUGACAAUGAUAAAAUCAUUGUUCACAUAUGGCACAGUCGCUGUGUAGCAGUGGUUUUUGUGUGGAUAAUUGCCAACGAGAGCCUCUUCCCGUGUCACCGUUCCGGUCCGGUUCGCGCUGCGCUCCGUCCACGUCUCUGCCCGCCACUCCACAAACAAGCCACAUGGCCGAUUCCUCCAUCUGUGCUUCUCUCCAGGUUCAUGUCUCAUCCUCCCAUCUGCCUCCUUACACGCUUGUAUGUCCACCUCAACACACACAAGCACACACUACCUCCAUUCCAACCUGCUCAUUUGCUCUGAAGGCCACAACUAUGCAAAGGUUGUCUGAGUGUAUAAAAAAACAAACACCAAAUCUGACAAAAUAUCAGUUUCACUUCUGUUAUCAUCUUCAGUUAUUUGUAAGGGCAUUUGCUGAAUAAAAUGGCCAUUACAAUCAUGUAAAUAUUCAAA